Molecule: messenger RNA, 5304 nt
Organism: Folsomia candida
Lineage: Eukaryota; Metazoa; Arthropoda; Collembola; Entomobryomorpha; Isotomidae
Product: bumetanide-sensitive sodium-(potassium)-chloride cotransporter
Exons: 41
Coding region: 1295-4564 (1089 amino acids)
Biological process (GO): potassium ion homeostasis; chloride ion homeostasis; sodium ion homeostasis
Cellular component (GO): membrane
Molecular function (GO): sodium:potassium:chloride symporter activity
Source: RefSeq, a predicted model, not a curated record
UUCUAAAUUAGACGUGCUUCAUUUAGUCGGAACAAUAGCCGAGUGCUCUUCUUCAUUCUCUUAAAUUCAAAUCAGCAAUUGAAGCACAGGUUAAAAAAUUCUUUUGUUAUUCAAAUUACUGCAGAAGAAGACAAAGAACAUGCAAAAUCGGAGCUUAAAAUCUUCACCCGAGUGAAUCCAUCCAUUCAACGAGCAUGACUUCAAGUGAUUGAUAGUGCUAAUAUAACUCAUUCUCCAUAAAUUUGGUGGUAAUUGACACUCAAACCUUAACACUCAAUGUAAUAAAUGUGUUAUCAGAAUGCACACGAAUCAUUAAACCCAUACUUUAGCCAACCCCUGUCUACACUGAAUACCAAGAAAGUAUAUAGUACCUUGAGAUUCCUAAUGACAAAUUAAGAGUGAAUUUUGUAAACCUUAAUGACAUGCAAAACUUGUAAUGCAAAAAAAUACAACGAGAAGAAUAUCAACAAUAGGAAUUUUAAUUUGAGUCAAAUGUCUAAAACUGCACAUAUUCAUUAACUGAUGUCACCUCCAAAAGCGUGACAAGAUUUUGAAACACGUGCAUCUCAUUUUUAUUAGUACAACAAAAUAUUUUUCAGCAGUAACAAAACAAAAGUACUUUUUACUAAUUAAUGCUUCCACUUAAUCCUUCCGUCACUUAUUGUCACUCUCGUCGUGUCACUUGCAGAACAGUUUGGAAGUUUGUUAAGUAGGUAGUUAGUUAGUAAUGACCUGCUGAAAAUAUGCCGAAACCAUUUCCGUUGGCAUAAUUAUUGAACAGCAUCUCAAAUUUCUAAUGUUUCAUCCUCGUUUGUCACUUUCCUCACAGCUCUAUAAAGUAUUUAUUAUUCUUUUUUUAUAGGUUUUUAAAAAUUUGUCAAAGGUUAGUGAUAUUUUAUAUCCAUUGCUCCCCGUUGAUGUGAUAACAAAUCAUCCACAACACUAUUUGGCAGCAUACGCUAAGCAGACUAUAAAUCAAUUUACUUGAAGUAGUGUCAAUCCGAGCUGUUCGGAUUACAAAUCCUUCAAAAUUCCGUGGUUCAACAAGGGAAGCUUCACGUUUCCCAACACACCUCCACCUCCUCCUCCCUCCCAAACCAACGCCAGAUCGUCACCCAUUGUUCAUGCAAAUAGUGGCAUAGGUCACGAAGAAAGUUCACAACAUCCUCUGUCCAGGCCUAUUGCGACUGCGACAUCGCAAAUUUCAUCCUCUGUGAUAACCUCUGUGGACAAUCCAUUGUACAUCGAAAAUCUAAAUUCAUCCCCAAUAUACGAGAGUAAUAAUAGCGACGACAUGUCAGAGCCCCAUGCAGGCGACGAGCCUUCGCGAUUCAGAGUGAAUCGAAUUCAGUCUUCCCAGUUGCAAAACACCCCGUCCGUUGUGGGCACCUUUAUUAGUACUUCAAUUCCUGAGGACCUGCCGAUAACCAUAAAUGUGGGUGGAUCAGUUCCGAUGGCGAACAACAGUGAUGGGAACAACGAGGGGGGUGAUGGCUAUCCGAAUCAGCACAUGCGACCCAGAAGGUCGUCAUUGGCUCAAGGGCUUGGAGGUGGAAGGAAAAAGAGUGUCACGCUACCAAAGGACUUUGAUUACUUGGCAGAAAACGAUGGAACUGUUUAUGGGAAAAACUUUGCCUACUACACGAGAGAAGCCCUUCCACACUUUGAAAACUAUAAAAAUAUCUUGGGUGGGGGGAACAUGAGCAGACCCACUUUGGAGGAGCUUCGUAGUGAAGCCAUGUAUACAAAGAAAACUGAGAUAAUUCCUGAAGCUGUGAGCCAAAGUGUCAAAUUUGGUUGGAUUGAGGGAGUGCUUGUGCGUUGUUUGCUAAAUAUUUGGGGGGUCAUGCUCUUCCUUCGACUUUCUUGGGUAGUGGCGCAAGCAGGAAUAGGCUUGGCGAUUGUAAUAAUAUGUCUUUCUGCAACGGUAACGACGCUCACGGCACUAUCCAUGUCGGCCAUUAGUACCAACGGACAGAUCAGUGGAGGUGGUAUCUAUUAUAUGAUUUCGAGAUCCUUAGGCCCUGAAUUUGGUGGUGCUGUUGGAGCCAUUUUCAGUUUUGCGAAUGCUACUGCAGUGGCGAUGCACACCGUGGGUUUUGCGGAAUCUUUGAACGACCUUUUAAAAACUCUGCAGGUGAAAAUAGUGGACAACGCCCAGAAUGACAUUCGUAUCGUUGGCACUAUUGCUCUGAUUGUGAUGCAGUCCAUUAUCAUAAUCGGAACUGAAUGGGAGUCAAAGGCCCAAGUCGUACUCUUAAUAAUCCUGCUAGUGGCCAUUGCUGACUUUCUCAUCGGAGCAUUUAUAGGUCCGUUGGACGAUGAUGAGUUCACACGUGGAUAUGUGGGAUUUAAUGCUACCGUGUUUGCGACAAAUUUUGUGCCGAACUACCGUGAAACUGAAGGGACCAAGCACGGGUUCUUUACUAUUUUCGCUAUCUUCUUUCCUGCUGCCACCGGAAUAACAGCUGGUGCCAAUAUUUCUGGAGACCUUAAGAAUCCUGGUCAGGCGAUACCCAUCGGAACCUUGUUGGCAAUUCUAACAACGACGACGUCCUAUAUUGUGUUCGCACUGUUGGCUGGCGCUACCACGAUCCGUGAUGCAACCGGACCUGUGUUUGACGAUCUAAAUGCCACCUCCGUAAUACGAGAAAACUGGGAAUUUGCAAAUAAUUGCACUGGAGGUGUUACAAAAUGUGUCUGGGGAAGUCACAAUAGUUUUCAGAUUAUGGAACUUAUGAGUAUUUUUGGUCCAGUCAUCUAUGCAGGGUGUUUUGCUGCAACCUUGAGUAGUGCGUUAGCCUGCUUGGUGUCAGCCCCUAAGAUAUUCCAAGCCUUAGCUAAAGACGAGCUCUAUCCAGGAAUUAAGAUAUUUGCAAAAGGCUUUCGUAGAAAUAAUGAUCCAUUUUUUGCAUACGGAGCGGCAUUCGUUAUUGCUCUGGCAUUCAUUCUAAUUGCGGAACUAAAUGCCAUUGCUCCUUUGAUAAGCAACUUUUAUAUGGCCGCAUACGCUAUGGUCAAUUUUUGCACUUUCCACGCAUCCCUCGUGAAACCACUGGGCUGGCGACCAGAUUUUAAGUAUUACAGCGUUUACUCCAGUUUUGUGGGAUUUGUAUUAUGCAUCGCAAUUAUGUUUUUGAUGUCAUACAUCACCGCACUAGUCACUUUCGGGAUAUUGGCUUGUCUCUUUUUUGGACUGGUUUACAUUAAGCCAGAGGUAAAUUGGGGUUCCACUGCGCAAGCACAAAAUUUUAAAUCGGCCAUAAAUUCAGUUCAAUCGUUGAACACAACCCUAGACCAUGUGAAGAAUUAUCGGCCCCACAUCUUGGUCUUGAGCGGUCGACCUUCCAAUAGGCCGACCCUCAUUGACUUCUCAUACCUCAUCACCAAAAACAUUUCUAUGCUUAUUUCUGGACACAUUAUCCAGGAACGCCAACCCUACAAAGUUCGAGAAUACUUGCAGGAGAAGGCACUAACCUGGCUGACGAAGCAUAAAGUGAAAGCAUUUUACAAUUUAGUUGAUGAUGUGGAUUUUGAAGAGGGAGCACGUUGUCUGAUGCAAGCCAGUGGAGUAGGAAAGCUAAAACCGAAUAUUGUUCUCAUGGGCUAUAAGUCAGACUGGCUUUCUUGCGAUGUCGAAGACUUCAAGGCAUAUUUCCGAGUGAUUCACGACGCUCUGGACAACCAUCUUGGGUUUAUAAUUGCCAGAUUGCGUGAGGGGUUCGACUACUCCAACAUCAUCGAAGAAGACAGCGAAGAAACCGUUUUGAGUUUGACCAGAACCGAUUCGCAAAGUGGAAUGGACUCUGACAGCUCCAGGUCAGCCACGGGCAUCCCGAAAAUCACUUACACCAACGAGUCCUUCUCGGUAGAACCAGAAGUUGUGGUAGAGAGCAAGAAGAGCAAAAAGAAAAUGAAGGAGAUAGGAGCAGAUUUAAAGGGAAUUGGGGGUACACCAUUGCCAAAAGCGGUUGUGAACAAUCUCACACAGUUCCAGAGGAAACAGAGGAAAGGAACAAUUGACAUCUGGUGGUUGUAUGACGACGGGGGGUUGACCAUGUUGAUCCCAUACAUUAUCAGUACCAGAAGCAUUUUCCAAGGUUGCAAGUUGCGUGUAUUUACAAUUGCAAACAAACAGAAUGAUUUGGAGGUUGAGGAGGCUGGGCUAGCAAGUUUACUAGCAAAAUUUCGUAUAGAGUAUUCUGACCUGGUUGUGAUUACUGAUGUGAUGACAAAAGCUAAGGAUACUACGCGAGAAUUCUUCGAUGGACUAUUGAAGGAGUACAGAAAAAAUAGCGAGGAUAUCAUGGACGAUGAAAUGAAACUGGAUAACUCUGAAUUGAAGGCAAUGAGAGAGAAGACCAAUCGGCACCUGAGACUAAGGGAACUUCUUCAGGAUCACUCGAGACAGGCCAAUUUGAUCGUUAUGACGUUGCCAAUUCCCAGAAAAAGUGGAAUUUCUGCCCCAUUGUACAUGGCGUGGCUGGAAUGCCUCACAAGAGAUAUGCCUCCAUUCCUCCUCGUUAGAGGAAAUCAGUCUUCCGUCCUCACUUACUAUUCAUAGAAACCAUAACGAAUAGAGCGAAAACCAUUUAUUUCAUGCAAUUUUCUAUUCAAACCGACAGGUUUGGACCUAGAAGUUGUAAGAUAUGAAAAGUACGAUGUUCACAUGCAAACACUAAUACAGUGAAUGAAUAUGUAGUAAUCGCUACAAGGUUAAGCAGUAUUUGGGAAAUAUUUAAUAAUUUGAAUAACAAUAGAGUACAGAACUUUACGUAAUUUCAGUUUCCUAUUGAUUAUAAUGCAAAUACUCCAUUGACUUUACAACGUCGUCUGAGGUAGUACGCUAAUUAUUUAAAUAAUUUAACAAGUUUAUUGCUGUUCAUUACAAUGCUAUUUAAAUGCAUCUUCUUAAAUCAUACUUGCUACCACAUAAAUAAGCAUAAUACUAGUUAGCAUUACUCGGCACAAUGUGUUGUGAAAGAAAAAUAUAUACGAGUUAAAUAUUUUACUCUUAUCUUAAAAAUUAGAACUUUCGCGUGUCGUUUGAUGAAGAUCAAAAAUUGAAUUCAAGAUGGCCAAAUUUCAAAUCCUAAUGUUGCCAGCAGCGGGUGCGUGUUUAUUAAUCGUAUGCAAUAAUUACUUUAAUUUUUGGUAUAUAGGUAAUUAUAGUGCUUUCAUGAAACUCCACAAUUAAUAUAUUGUGUGCAUUAAAUGCCUUAAAUCCGUAUGCAUAUCUUUUACCAUAUAUUCCUGUACGUAUAUAGAAAAAAAUAAAAAUUAACGAAUUGACACGUUUUAAAU